AUGGGCUCAAGAAGAGCCGCAGGCGAUUUCGCUCCUUUCAAAAAGGACACUCAGCUUUGUGAUGAUUUGGAUGACUGCGAAAUCACAUCAGCUGGUGGGGUAAUCAAGCCGCUUCGUGCAACAAUACCCGGUCGGCCUUGCGCUUUCCUUAACGAUUUCGGCGGUGUCGAACGAUUCCUCUACCAGGAAUUUGUUGCACCUGACCUCGAAGAUAUUGCACCACACCUCUGGAUUCUAUCAACACAGUCAAGCUCGAAUAUAAACUCUCUACAUCGGCAAAAGAUUAAGGGUAGAGAGAUUGUCGUUACGGAAGACCCUCGCUUGCACCUGGUCUGGAUUCAUGAUCGGAUUUUCAUCAAGCCUCUCCCAAAAUACAUCCUGUCUCAUGCAUUUUGGAAAAUGUUUUUUUCAAAACAAUCCUUUCGUAUUAAAGAAAAUCGCGAAACAAUCCUCCAGGCUACUAAAGGGUAUCUACGGACAUACCGAUACCUGAUCUGCCACGAAUCUGACUUCCUUAUUGCUAAGCAAGACCAUUUAAGGCUCAUACCCCCGGAUGUCGAGUGGGAAGUCUUUUGCCGUUUUAUCGCCGAGAUUGAGAAAAUCAGAGAUGAAGACGUGUCCAAACGCUACCUAUAUGGUGAACUUCGACUUUCUCGACUUAAUCUAUACGCUCCGUUGUUACUACACAAAUUUUACUACGAGCAAGUCUAUGGGCAGUACGCAGAUUACUUCGCCAGGUUGUAUGGACCAAUAUUAUUCGUUUUCGCGAUUGCUACAACAAUACUCAACGGGAUGCAAGUCGAAUUGGCUGUCGAAGAAUCGUUGCCACAACACUGGAAUUCUUUCUGGCCUGUUUGUCGAGGGUUUAGCAUGCUCAGCCUAGUCGGAACAGCGCUCAUAGCUUUGGCCUUCGCGCUUCUUUGGCUAUGGAUGUUUAUUGACGAAUGGCUGUACGCGAUAAGACACCGGUGGAAAGGCAAUAAAAGCCACAACACGUUGGAUUGUUAA
Aplosporella prunicola CBS 121167 is the source of this 1008-nucleotide messenger RNA. RefSeq lists its product as uncharacterized. Lineage: Eukaryota; Fungi; Ascomycota; Dothideomycetes; Botryosphaeriales; Aplosporellaceae. The transcript has a single exon. Bases 1 to 1008 code for a protein of 335 amino acids. The record is from RefSeq and is a predicted model, not a curated record.